AUGUUCUAUUCAACAGUGUUUUACUCGUUUGGAUCCCUCAGAAGUAUUUUGUUUGCUUUUUGGUUGCAAAAAGCAUAUAGCUCACCGAAGGAUGACCCGGAUCUCGGGGCAGAGGAAAAAAGGAUCAUACUAGAAGGCGGCGUAUCAAAAGCGCCUGUUUCAGAUAUUUUUUUUCAUGUUUUUAAUACUCACUAUGAAAAACAGGAAGUAAAUAACAGGCCCUAA
Molecule: messenger RNA, 225 nt
Organism: Lathyrus sativus (Indian pea)
Lineage: Eukaryota; Viridiplantae; Streptophyta; Magnoliopsida; Fabales; Fabaceae
Source: the annotation of a GenBank genome assembly